GCGUCGAGAAACCAGGUCAAAGGUGACUAGUCGUGGUGCACAGGUAAACAUACAUUGUACUAGUUCACCGACGUCAUCCUAAAUCGUACGUUCUGUAUUAGUACACACAGUUCGACGUGAAUACCCGAGCUCAAGUAUAAAGUAACACAGCAAAAAAAGAAAAAGGAAUAACUUGUGUGGAGUCGAGAGUGGCGACAACAGUCUUUCACGAUGGCAGUUGAGCUGAAAGAUGUCAAAUACGAUAUGGAGGUAAACAAUGGGAGAGAGAACGAGGGAUAUGAGAAAAGCGACGAAAAUCUGUCCGAAAACAGGAAGGACGAUAACAGUGAGCAGCCGAAAAUUGAACAGGAUGUUACUACUGUUGAAGGCCAAGGCCAUCCGAAAACUCACCAUGGUAACUGUUGCACUAACGGCGUUUCUGUCAUUCAAAAUUGGGUCUACACGUUUCUGGAGGGAAACAGUGAGAUUCUGUGGAAAGUGUUCUGGUUGAUAAUGCUUGUGUUAUUUUUCGUUUAUUUCGGUUUCGCCAUGUCUACGCGGUUUGGCGAAGAACCCUCAAUACGUUUACUCGUGAGCACCAUAUUUGGUGUGUUUCUGCUUGUUCUACAUUUUACAUGGAGAUGGACCGGAAGACCAUUUGUCUGGCUUGGUGAGGCUAUAUCGGACCCGAAUAACAAACGGAAAGUCAAGAUCUUACGCUGGGUCCUGUACGUGGUGUCAGCAGUGGCGAUUAUUGUAGUGCUCGUCGUGAAAGUGGCGCUGGAGACUCCGGACAAUCUCGUGUCACUGGCUGGACUGGCUGCCUUCAUCCUCGUCUCCUAUAUCAUAUCAACGAACCCAGCCAGGGUGAAGUGGCAUCCUGUGUACUGGGGACUUGCUUUACAGUUUUUCUUCGCUCUUAUCAUUCUGAAAACAAAGUGGGGCUAUGAUGCGUUCAGUUGGACCGGCGACCGAGUUACAGAGUUCCUCAGUUAUGCUACGAGUGGCGCAGAGUUCGUGUUUGGUGAAAAAACCUACUUUAUGCACUUUUUUGCCUUCGCGCUGAUGCCAGUGGUGACUUUCUUCAGUGCGGUUAUCUCCGUCCUGUACUAUCUCGGCGUCAUGCAGGCGAUCGUCGGCGUGAUCGGAAGAUUUCUCGGAUUCUGUCUCGGAACGACGCCGGCCGAGUCCUUAAACGCAGCCGGAAACAUAUUUAUAGGAAUGACGGAAGCACCCUUGAUGAUCCGACCGUUCCUGAAUAAAAUGACGAUCUCCGAGCUACACGCCGUGAUGACCGGGGGGUUCGCCACCAUCGCUGGGAGCGUGCUGGGGGCCUUCAUUGGCUUUGGGAUUCCCGCUAACCACCUAUUAUCGGCUUCAGUGAUGUCGGCCCCAGCAGCUCUUGCCAUGUCAAAGUUAAUGUGUCCAGAAACGGAGGAACCCAUGAUAUCAGCUGACGACUACGGGAAAAUGGAAGACAGCGAAGAAAGAAACAUGAUUGACGCAAUAUCGAAAGGGGCGACAACCUCGAUAAAACUAAUCGCUAACAUUAUCGUAAAUGUGAUCGCUUUUUUGUCUCUACUGGCCUUUGUGGACGCCACAUUGACCUGGUUUGGCGAACAAGUUGGUGUGGAGAAGCUUACAUUCGAGCUGAUAUGUUCCUACGUGCUCUACCCUGUGGCUCUUGCUAUGGGCACCCAUCCACAGGACUGUCGGCGGGUCGCUAGGCUUGUAGGGGUGAAAACGUUCACCAAUGAAUUCAUCGCUUACAAACGCCUGAAGGUGUUGCUUGAAAAUAAAAGGCAGUGGUUAAACUACUCACAGAUUUACAACAGCACUGAUGAUUGGAGGUGGGACGGUCUGGACGCCAUCCUUGUGCAAACAAACGAAACGCUGACUGGAGGAUUUUUAUCUAUGCGCUCCGAGGUGAUCGCUACAUACGCAUUGUGCGGAUUUGCCAAUGUCGGAUCUAUUGGAGUUUUACUAGGAGGGUUGUCUGCUCUUGCUCCGAAAAGGAAACCAGAAAUGUCGAGGAUAAUUGUGAGAGCCAUGAUUGCCGGCAACAUUGCUUGUUUUAUGACGGCGUGUAUCGCAGGAUUGUUUUUCGAUGAAUCGAGAGAGAGUGUGUUGUAAGUUACCGAAUAUGUUCUUCCAGUGAAGUGCCACCGAGUGAUGAAGUGAACUGCCAUGUCAACACGUAAUUAACAUGUAGCAACCACUAGUAAUUAAAACACAAUGUGUACACACCCUGCUUCGGAAGACGGCAGUCACUGGGUGAGCCAGCUGUAGUUAAUAUCAUUUUCAUCUGAGGCGACAAUGCAGUAUCUUCAUAGUUGAAGUGCAUAAAAUAAACAGGUCUUUUGUUUCAUACAAUUUACUGUGAUAUGUUUUAGCAACGCAUUCCAGUAAUAUAGCAGUUGGCGGACCAGAAACAUUUGACAUUUUAUUCUCUUACAACAAUGCUCAUGCUAUUUACCUCAUGGGCAAGGUCUUAUUAUUUUAGUAACAUAAUUAAAACGUCUACAUUUUAGUAUGACAUGACCGAGAUGUUUGAAAAGAAAAAGGAUAACAAAGAAAGCUUGCCGUUGAACAGCAGUUGAUUAAUACUGGCUUGUCGACGUGUAUUGCUGGUAGAAACAAAUAAAGAGCACAUGGUAUUUGA
Gigantopelta aegis is the source of this 2641-nucleotide messenger RNA. RefSeq names its product solute carrier family 28 member 3-like. Bases 211 to 2112 code for a protein of 633 amino acids. Gene Ontology annotation, cellular component: membrane. Gene Ontology annotation, molecular function: nucleoside:sodium symporter activity. NCBI's taxonomy places the organism in Eukaryota, Metazoa, Mollusca, Gastropoda, Neomphalida, Peltospiridae. The transcript is spliced from 12 exons. The record is from RefSeq and is a predicted model, not a curated record. Gene Ontology annotation, biological process: nucleoside transmembrane transport.